This is a messenger RNA of Phacochoerus africanus (Common warthog), 1475 nucleotides long. RefSeq names its product leukocyte-associated immunoglobulin-like receptor 2. The record is from RefSeq and is a predicted model, not a curated record. The coding region runs from base 92 to 715 and encodes 207 amino acids. NCBI's taxonomy places the organism in Eukaryota, Metazoa, Chordata, Mammalia, Artiodactyla, Suidae. The transcript has 5 exons.
GGCAGCACAUCCUCUUCUCUUGUGUCAUCAGGCAGGCUCUGUCCUUCCCCCAUAAUCUCUCCAGGACGGGCACCGCUGCAGGGGCUGGGCUAUGGCCCCCCAUCCCACCACCCUCCUGUGCUUCACGCUCUGUCUGGGCCAGAUGAUCCGCACGUGCCGAGGGUCCCUGCCCAGACCCUCCAUCACAGCUGAGCCAGGCCCUGUGGUCCCCUGGGGACAGCCUGUGACCAUCGUGUGCCAGGGCCCUGCUGGGGCUGAGACAUUCCGCCUGCAGUACAAGGAGAAUACGCAUAAGUACGAGGAUGAGAGUAACACGAUUCAAAUUGGUCCACACCAGACAGCGGCCAGGUUCCCCAUCGCUGCUGUAAGUGAAGACACUGUCCGGAAUUAUCAGUGCCUCUAUCAUCAAAGUGGCAUUUGGUCUGAGUCCAGUGAGACCUUGAAGCUGGUGUUGACAGGAGCCCCUGAUGAAAUCAGCCUCCGACCCACAGACUCCAGCACCUGGACAGCCCCCACCUCCCAGGAUUACACGAUGGGGAACAGUGUCCGCCUGGGUGUGGCCAGUGUGGUCCUGCUGAUCCUGGUGGUGAUUCUGGCAGAAGCUGGGCACAGCUGGUGCAGCUCCCAACAUGGACCCCAGGGAUGGAGACACGAGGGUGCCCAGCAGAGGGACUGGACCCCAGGGCCCCAGGAAGGAUGUUCCCUGGGAUCCUGAGGCUCCUGAUGGAACCUGAGGAGACACAGCACCCUCCACAGUGAACCUUGGGGGGACACUGUCCUCAGAAGGGCAUGGGGGCAGGGUGAUGCAUCCUGGAUUUCCUGAGUUUAUACUCACAGCCCCUCACGUACUCCCUCUGGUCUCCCUUCUCCUCCGGUUCUAAGACAGGACCCCUCCGGUUCUAAGACAGCCUCUGCCUCUGUCUUCCCUUUCCUCCUCCUUCUGCUGCAUUUCAGAAGCUCCACGUGGCUGAGCUCAAGCCAUCUCCUUGGUGUCCCCUCCUCCCCCUUUGAUGACGUCAGCACCUGGGGCAUCCCUUCCAUGUCUCAGCACAGGACUCCCGGCUGGACUUUUCCACCUUCCCCCCUCCCCCUGGAGCCCCACAUUCCCAGCUGCCUCUGGGAACCACGAACUUGCAGCUCAGGGCCCUGACUGACACCUGUCACCUCUCACCUGCCUGAGCUGGUGAGCUCCCAGCUGCACCUGUCUGGCUCUCCCCCACAUCCCAUGUCUUGUCCUCCUGGAAUGGGGUCUGCCCUCCUUGGUCUGGUGUCUCCUUGUGUCCCCACUGUCUGGGAUCCAAAGCCCAGGGAAGGAAAUGCAAAUCAAAACCACAGUGACUCAUCCCCGAGCAGACCUAAAUGUUGGCAAGGACGAGGAGAUACCUGGACGCCAGUGGGCACACAAAAUGGUACAACCUCUGUGAAAAACGAGAUGGAGUUUCCUCAAAUAUUACACAUAUGAUCCGGCAAUCCCA